This is a messenger RNA of Penicillium mononematosum, 2295 nucleotides long. It is a transcript of the gene optB, whose product is annotated as small oligopeptide transporter, OPT family. The record is from RefSeq and is a predicted model, not a curated record. The transcript is spliced from 4 exons. Gene Ontology annotation, biological process: transmembrane transport. NCBI's taxonomy places the organism in Eukaryota, Fungi, Ascomycota, Eurotiomycetes, Eurotiales, Aspergillaceae. Bases 1 to 2295 code for a protein of 764 amino acids. Gene Ontology annotation, molecular function: oligopeptide transmembrane transporter activity.
AUGGAGAAGGACGAGUCUAUCGCCGUCACCACCGGUGCGAUGGUCGACGAGACUGCACCUGAUGAGAAGCUCAAGCAGCUGCGUGACCUCAAGAGCCACCAUCACUGGGAUCCAAACAUGCCCGAAGAUGUUGUUGAGGAACUCGAUGAGGCUUUGCACACAUCCGAUAAGCGUACCCAGGAGGCCAUCGCUCAGGAAUUACUCCAAAACUCCCCAUACCCCGAGGUUCGGUCCGCCGUCUCCAAUGUCGAUGAGGGUGGAUCUGUGAACACUAUUCGCGCCUGGGUAAUUGGUCUUGUUUUUGCGACCAUCGGUUCUUCCCUCAACAUGCUGUUCUCCAUGCGCCAGCCCUACAUUGUCAUCCCCUCAUAUAUUGCACAGGUUGUUGCCUACCCAGUGGGAAAGGCAUGGGAAGCGUGGAUGCCCAAUUACACCUUCCGUGUCUUUGGAUACGAAGCUGAACUGAACCCGGGUGUUUUCACCAAGAAAGAACAUACAAUUGUCGUUAUCAUGGCAAACGCCACAUUCGGUGGUGGCGCCGCCUACGCGACGGAUGUCCUCUUGGCUCAGCGUGCCUUUUACGGACAACACUUCGGCUGGGGUUUCGAGAUCCUCAUGUGUAUCUCGACUCAGAUGCUGGGCUUCGGCAUGGCUGGCUUCUUCACCCGCUUCUUGGUGCAGCCCGCCGCCAUGAUCUGGCCCUCAACCCUGAUCAAUACCUCCCUCUUCACUGCACUGCAUGAUCGCAGCAAGCCGGAUCCCAGCAAGGUCGCCGGCUGGAGGAUCGGUAAAUAUCAGAUGUUCCUAUUCGCUAUGAUUGGCUCUUUCUGCUGGUACUGGUUCCCCGGCUACAUUGCGCCGUUCCUGAGUAUCUUUGCCUGGGUCACCUGGAUCAAGCCCGAGAACGUGAUAGUCAACCAGCUCUUUGGUGGAUUCAGUGGCCUCUCGCUUAUCCCAAUGACAUUUGACUGGACCCAGAUCUCUGGAUUUAACUUCAGUCCCCUGAUUGCUCCGUGGUAUGCUAUCUCCAAUACGAUGAUCGGCAUGUUUCUCUGGUUCUGGAUUGUCACUCCCGCCAUUCACUACUCCAAUCUCUUCUACUCUCAGUACCUACCAAUGAGCGACUCCAACAGUUACGAUAACACCGAAAUACUCGAACUACUCCCUCUCUUCCUGUCGACAACAUUCAUGCUGUCUUAUGGGCUGUCGUUUGCCAGUAUCAUUGCCGUCCUCGUUCAGGCCGGUCUUUUCAACGGCCCGGACAUUUGGGCUCGAUUCCGUCGCGUCGGAAAGGAAGAAGAAGAUGUUCACGGCCGUCUGAUGACGCGCUACGCUACCGUUCCCAUCUGGUGGUACUUGGGCGUGUUUGUGACCAUGACCGCAAUUGGCUUUGGUGUUGUACUGGGCUGGCCUACGCACAUGAGCUGGUGGUCCUUCAUCAUUGCCCUGCUCAUUUCCGCCAUUUGGUUCGUUCCCAUUGGCAUCGUCAAGGCUGCCACCAACAUCGACAUCGGCCUCAAUGUCAUUACUGAGUUCAUCAUCGGUUACAUGCAGCCCGGUAAGCCUAUGGCUAUGAUGCUGUUCAAGACCUACGGCUACAUCAGCAUGUACCAGGGAAUGUACUUCACACAGGAUCUGAAAAUCGGCCACUACAUGAAGAUCCCUCCCCGCGUGACUUUCACAGCCCAGAUGGUCGCUUGUUUCUGGUCAUCCCUGGUGCAGAUCGCCACCAUGAACUGGGCUCUGGGCGCAAUCAAGGGCGUGUGCGACCAGUUCCAGCCUAACCACUUCACCUGUCCCAAUGGUCGCGUGUUCUUCAACGCCUCCGUUAUCUGGGGUGUCAUCGGACCCGCUCGGAUGUUCUCCAUCGGCCAGCUGUACUCACCCCUGAUGUUCUUCUUCCUCGCCGGCGGCCUCCUUCCCAUCGCGAUCUACAUCGGCGCCCGUUUCUUCCCCAAGAGUCCGAUCAAGUAUCUCAGCGCCCCUAUCAUCUUCGGUGGUGCUGGUCUGAUUUCCCCCCGCCACCCCUCUCAACUAUCUCUCCUGGGGUAUCGUCGGUACAUCCGUGAUCGCUGGCGUGGAUGGUGGAUGCAGUACAACUACGUCCUGUCCGCUGGUCUGGAUGUUGGUCUUGCUCUUUGCACCAUUCUCAUCUUCUUGACUCUCAAUUUGACCGAUACGAGCUUCCCUGAAUGGUGGGGAACAAGGAUCGCCAGUAACACCCUGGAUGUCGAAGAUAAAGCCAUUCGGAACCCUAUCCCUACGGGUCAGACCUUUGGUCCCCCCAAAUGGUAG